Molecule: messenger RNA, 1615 nt
Organism: Mya arenaria
Lineage: Eukaryota; Metazoa; Mollusca; Bivalvia; Myida; Myidae
Product: ribonuclease P/MRP protein subunit POP5-like
Exons: 5
Coding region: 66-539 (157 amino acids)
Biological process (GO): tRNA 5'-leader removal
Cellular component (GO): ribonuclease P complex
Molecular function (GO): ribonuclease P RNA binding
Source: RefSeq, a predicted model, not a curated record
CGGCCAUCCUUUGCUGAUAGUUGUGCAAAACUGACUUCAUAAAAACGUUAAAUUUUUCGUUAGAAAUGGUCAGAUUUAAGAACAGGUAUAUACUAUGUAAAUUGGAGUUUGGUAAACGUGCGAGUCUACCAGCCCUGAACCAAGAUGAAGUUUACAGAGCCAUCAGGGAUGAACUACAAAUUCUUCAUGGAGAAUAUGCAAUGGCAUGUGCAAGAAAAUAUCCCGCAUUGGCAGUGCAUUACUUAAACAAGGAAACAAACCUGGUAAUGAUCCGGUGUGCAAGAGACAUGUGCAAGAAGGUACAGUCAUCGCUGCCGUUUGUAAAGAAAUUAGGAGGAGCGGAUGUUUUCUUAAACACAAUCCAUCUUGCAGGAACGAUUCGCUCCUGCAUGAAGUUUAUUGUACGUUAUCAUAAGACAGAACUUCCGUUGAUGCUGUAUGAAUGUAAAACAGAAGAAGAGAGACUUAAGGUGCAUCAGUUAAUAGUGGCUAGCUGCAGUGACAGUGGGAAGGCUCUUGGAUUACUGGAGAGACAGUAAAUCGGAGACCUUGGAUUACUGGAGAGACAGUAAAAUGGGGACCUUGGAUUACUGGUGAGACAGUAAAGUGGGGAUCUUGGAUUACUGGAGAGACAGUAAAUCGGGGAUCUUGGAUUACUGGAGAGACAGUAAAUCGGAGACCUUGGAUUACUGGAGAGACAGUAAAAUGGGGUCCUUGGAUUACUGGAGAGACAGUAAAAUGGGGACCUUGUAUUACUGGAGAAACAGUAAAAUGAGGACCUUGGAUUACUGGAGAGACAGUAAAGUGGGGAUCUUGGGUUACUGGAGAGACAGUAAAAAGGUGCCCUUGGAUUACUGGAGAGGCAGUAAAGUGAGGACAUUGGAUUACUGGAGAGACAGUAAAGUGAGGACCUUGGAUUACUGGAGAGACAGUAAAGUGGGGAUCUUGGAUUACUGGAGAGACAGUAAAGAGGGGACGUUGGAUUACUGGAGAGACAGUAAAGUGGGGACCUUGGAUUAAUGGAGAGACAGUGAAAUGUGGUCCUUGGUUUUUCUGGAGAGAUAGUUGAAUGAAGUCCUUGGAUUACUGGAGAGACAGUGAAAUGGUUCCUUUUUAUACUCGAGAUACAAAAAUGAGGUACAUAACUACUUGUAAUUCUGGAGAGACAGUUAAAUGAGGUCCUUUUCAUACUGGAGAAACAGCGAUUUGGGGUCCUUAGAUUUUUAGAUAGACAAUGAAUGGCUUACUGAGGAUCUUUCAUGGAAAAUUAUAGAUGUCACCUUUGCUACAGAAAUUCACAUGUGCUACAUCAGUUAGACAUGUAAAGAUGUUUGCCUAAACUGAUGAACUGGUUUAAGGAAGUUAUUCCCUUGACCUUAUAGCAGAUGCAUAACAUCAGCAUUAGCAUAGCUACACCACUGGUGAUUGCAUGUAAAGACGGAGUUACAAGAGGGUGUUGGGUAAAGGUAUCUGCCUCUCACAUCUAUUAAACUUAUAUUUAGUAGUGAUAUCUUUAUACAUGUGUAAAUAAUGUAACAAAAUAGAAUUAUAGUACUUAACCUGUGUCUUGUUAAUUGCACCAAUUUAGAGUUUAAAUAAAAUCCGUACUAAAUCU